AUGUUUUCUGCAUCGCUCAAAAGCGUCUCCCGUGGCUCUGUCCGCGUGAGUGCCGUGAUAUAUGCCGGUGAAUCGGCUUCUCUUUCCAAGAAGAGAGUGAUGAACACCAUCAGGAUGGGAAAAGCCAGACCUGCCAUUUUCCACCAGUUUGAGACGUUCGUGGAGCUUUCAGAUGGUUCUGUUGUCAGAAGACGCUCUCAGGCCCCUAAGGACGAAGUCAGAAUGAUUUCUGACCAGAGAUCCAGCACAUUGUGGAACCCUACUAGAGAUGACUUGGACGAUACUGAUCCUAACGCUGUGGGUAAGGUCGACAAGUUCAAGAAGAGAUUCGGUGGUUUCGAUGGUACGAAGGAGGUUGAUGAGGAGCUUAGUAUCCAGGAGAGACGUAAGCAUAUUGCCAAGCAGAAGGACGAUUUGUUCGAGCUUUUGGGUGAGAAUGCUACCGAGGUAAACAAGGGUGGUAAGGUCCAGGCCAAGUGGGAGUCCAACAAAAAGAAGAAAUAA
Messenger RNA from Candidozyma duobushaemuli, 504 nucleotides. It is a transcript of the gene MRPL36, whose product is annotated as mitochondrial 54S ribosomal protein bL31m. Gene Ontology annotation, molecular function: structural constituent of ribosome. NCBI's taxonomy places the organism in Eukaryota, Fungi, Ascomycota, Pichiomycetes, Serinales, Metschnikowiaceae. Bases 1 to 504 code for a protein of 167 amino acids. The record is from RefSeq and is a predicted model, not a curated record. Gene Ontology annotation, biological process: mitochondrial translation. Gene Ontology annotation, cellular component: mitochondrial large ribosomal subunit. The transcript has a single exon.